Messenger RNA from Ylistrum balloti, 2163 nucleotides. RefSeq names its product sodium-dependent glucose transporter 1-like. The record is from RefSeq and is a predicted model, not a curated record. The transcript has 3 exons. Bases 1 to 2163 code for a protein of 720 amino acids. NCBI's taxonomy places the organism in Eukaryota, Metazoa, Mollusca, Bivalvia, Pectinida, Pectinidae.
AUGAAUAAUUGUACUGCAAGUCUUCCUGGCGGCGAUAAAUUAAGUCCUGACAAUACGAAGAAGACGAAAGGACCCCUAAUUACUACUGCUAUAAAGCCAUGUACUUAUCAGGGAACAAAAGGCAGUGUUGAAGUACUGGACAUAAAGAUUCCACUAAAAGAAAAAUCCGUACAGAUCGCACCGGACUCACUAGGGGCCAUCCCCAAACAACGACGAGUGUCCAUCUCCCUAGCUCGUAACGAUGACCUCACAGGGCGCCCCGUGGGUACAGACAAAGACAACUAUAGAGAGAUCACUUACAUAGGACAUGGCUCAUUGGAUACGUCACGGAAAGUUAAAGGUCAACAUGGCGGGUUCAUUCGCCGUAUGAUAAAUGAUUUAGAAUACAGAAACAGGUUUUUACAAAGCCUUGCUAUAUUCUGGGCAUUCGCUGUUCUGGGAUGGACAAUUGGUCAGUUUGGUCCAUCAUUCCUAGAUCUGCAGGUCAUCACAGGGUCCAGUCUGAGAGAGGGGUCAGCCUUUAUGACUGCCCACUCCGUAGGGUACCUUCUGGGGUCCUUGACCAGUGGACUUGUAUUUGACAGUCUCGACAAAGUUCUUUUGGUGUUUUAUCCUGUUCUUGGGAACGCUGUUACCAUCGCCAUCAUUCCCUGGUGUUCUCCAUACGGCCUGAUGGUGUUCAUUCAUUGGGUUAAAGGUUUAUUUAGUGGAGGACUGGACGCAGUGUGCAAUGCCGAGACCGUGUAUAUAUGGGGAGACGAAGGGAGAUCUUUCAUGCAAGCUCUCCAUUUCUCAUUUGCAAUGGGAGGAAUUCUGGCACCAAUGGCAACGGCGCCAUUUUUGGUUGACGAUCCUGAAAUACGAAAUAUAACGAUGAUGAAGCAGUUGUUACGAAAACCGCGCAGUUUACUUGGAAAUGACACGUAUUUUUAUGAGACUCUCGGUUCAGGUUUAGACUAUACUACAGAUCAUAUCAAUGCAACACUUGGAACUGUCACGUACAACGUCACUUCCUUUUUGAAUAUGUCCACAAUAACUUCCGGUCUCACAACGAUGUUGACGAAAGAACAGCUUAAUGUGACAUCGUCGCCAUUCCUUAAAGCGGUGACGAUGUCUGUAGGGCAAACCUCAACAGUCACGUCCAUCUUGAACUCUACCACAAAAGCCAUAGCAAGUACACUUCCGGCUGAGCUGCCAGAUGAACCAUCUCAACUUUGGAAAGCUUGCACAAUCACAUCUGCAAUGGGACUAACGGCCUCCAUACCGUUCUUUAUAAUGCGUCUAAAGAGAACGAAAUUAGAAAUGGCUACCGGACGUAAAGACGAGGACAAGCUACUUCGCGUUCUCCCACUGUCUACUAAGGCUCUAAUUUUAUUCAAUAUGAGUAUGUUGCUUGGUACAUACAGUGCUAUUGAGGACACAUUUGCUGGUUUUUUGACGACGUUUUGUGUCAAACAAAUGAAAUGGACGAAAGCAAUGGGAUCAUUCACAACCUCCGUAUACUGGGCUUCCUUUGGGGGUGGUAGAUUUGUGGGAAUAUUUCUCGUGAAAAUGUGUGACCCAGUACGGAUCAUAACAUUGUAUUCCACUCUGCUAGUGCUGUCUUUCAUUGGAUUGUACUGUACUUCGGUAGGGCAGUUUGAUGGAGGAGUGUGGGUGUGCGCGUUCUUAGGUGGGUUUGCACUCUCAGUAAUAUUCCCGACAAUUUUUACGUGGACGGAGGCGGAACUUCUUCCUGUUACUGGAAAAAUAGCCUCGAUUUUCUUAAUAGCGUCAUCAAGCGGAACUAUGGUAAAUCCGAUCGUUCUUGGUUAUCUUAUGGACUCGUUAACCCCCAUGUGGUUCUGUUAUCUGCUUCUCGGCGAGAGUAUCACAAUGUAUAUAUUGUUUUUAUCCGCUUUAAAUAUAGCAAGGAUUGUGAGAAACAGACAACGUAUGGCGGCGGAGAGUGGUGUAACGGAUGAUAAUAUCAUAUCAGAGGAAGAGAUUGACGACGACGACGACGGCGAUGAAGUUGCUACAGAGGAGGAGAAAGAAAAACUGUUGUCGGAUCAAAGAAGACGAGAAUACGAGGAAAUGAUGAGUUCGAGAUCGAUGUGUAUUGAUAUGAAUGAUAUCGAUUUUGGGGACAAAUUGAUUUUCAUUGAUAGCCUGAAGAAAUAA